GGGAGAUAACGCAACUGCAGGAAUCCGCCUUGUGGCUGAGAUAUUAUUACGAGUGACAGAAGGACAGUCUGGCUUUAAGAAGCAGAUUACUGAAUGACACGUGAUUUUAGUAGCGAUAACGAAAUGUUAGACUACUGACGUUACUUGAGUAUCAUGACAUUAAUUACAAUUACCGUUAAUAAGGUUCAGGCCUAGAGCGAUAAAGGAAGGUAACAAAUAUAGGUUGUGUGUGUGGUAACUGCAGACACAAUCAAACGGAAGGUAAUGAAAUUUAAUCAAUGGGAGCGAUGAAAAGAAGACUACAAUAAAUUCUCGUGUUGUAUGUUUUUUCCCUUUGUUUCGGUCAUCUUAGGAAAACAAUUGGGAGACAAACAUGCAGCUUGAGAUGCUUGUGCUACUACUUUUUUGUAUGCUGCAUUAUGUGCUGGGAAAACCUGCACCACCAUACGCUGGAUCAACUGUCAAGAAAAGUGAUGAAAACCAAGAAGUGAAUGGAAGGGGAAUACAAUUAGUAGAUGCCGUCCAAAAACCGCAUUCAAAUUCCCAGGUCAUUAAAGAACCAAUGGCAGGGCAUGAAGUAAAAGAUAAAAUCCAGGUGAUAAACAAACAUGCAGUGGAAGAACUUCUAGUAAAUAGUAAUAAGGACAAUAUAGUGAAAAACAAAAAUCCAGGUAUAGACCUUGGUCUGAAAAGCUUGGUAAAAGAUGCUGUUGAUGAUGGUGAUGUAGCCAAACUAGGUAAGGAAGGUGAUGCAGCUGUGAAGUUUGUGAAGAUUCCAGAUGGUGUAAAAAAACUGGAUGUAGAUAAAUUGCGACCAGUCGAUCAUAUGGAUGCAGUGAAAAUGGAGCAAGAUGGGCAUAUAAAUAAAGACUAUCACCGUGAGAUGUUUCUUGGCAACCAUGAGGAGUUUGAAAAUAACCAUUAUGAAGAAGCAGAAUCCAAACUCAAGGACAUUGUGUACAAGGUGGACACUGAUCAGGAUAGCCUGCUAAGUGUAACUGAACUUGAAGCAUGGGUUUUGAAGAAGAUGGAAGAACAUUUUGCUGAGGCUAUGGAGGAAAAUGAGGAGAUUUUUAAGCAUCUUGACCCUGAUGGCAAUGGAAAGGUUCACUGGAAGGAAUACUAUGUCCAUUUCCUACUAGCCAAAGGCUUUGAAAAGCAGCAAGCUGAGCAGCAUGUUGUGGAUUAUGACCAGAUUGUGCUCGAUCCAGAUUCUAAAGAAGAACUGAUUCGGUACAAGUUCCGCUGGUCAGAUGCUGAUACUGAUCCUCUCGACAAUGAGUUAACACGAGAGGAAUUUAUGUCUUUCCGACAUCCUGAACAGAGUGAUAAGACACUCAACAACAUGGUCAUAAGCAUUAUGAGUGGCAUUGAUGCAAAUGGUGAUGGAGUAAUAACAGAAGAUGAGUUCACAGCACUGCCUCCUGGUGAAGUUGAAGGAGAAGAAUUUCAAGCAAUGGAUCGAAACUGGCAGAAGGAGCGUCGUGAGGAAUUUCGCAAGUCAAUGGAUCUUGACCAUGAUGGCAAAGUUGUAAAAGAUGAGCUGAAGAAAUACCUUGAUCCUCGAAAUCCUGUUCAAGCAUUCAUGGAGGCCAAAAAUAUAAUGUCAUUCAUCGAUGAUAACCAUGAUGGUAUGCUGUCAAUGGAAGAGAUCCUACGCCAUAAGGAUAUUUUUAUAUCCAGCAAGGUCAUGAAUUUUGCUGCUAAUGUUCAUGAUGAGUUUUAGCUCUGAAAGACUGUGAUGAAAUAAUUACUACUGCUCAUCAUUUGUAGUUUAGAUGAUGACAUGUGCUAACAUGAAUGUGUGAAGAGAUUAAAGACACCUGUGUAUAUUUGUUAGACUGUUGUAAUGUCUAUUCAUUCUGUAUUCCAAUUGCAACUUGUUCUUUGGUAGUGACAUGGUUCAUUGUCUCACCCUAACAUGACAAUGUUUUUUUUGUGUUGUGUUGAUAUCUUACAGAGCCUAAAUAACAGUGUCCUAAGAGUGAAGACUGCAAUCCUAAAUGCAAUGUACAACUUGUUUUUAACAUGUUUUCUGUUUGCAGUUUGCAAUUAAACUGAAAUAUUAGCCAUCCUCUGCUACUGUUACCUUUCCUGGGGGGUCUUUCUGAGACAGUCCCAUGGUGUUAUCAUCAACACAGGGUUACCUAUUGAUUCUCAUCAAUGCAAUGAAGUCCAUCUUCCUUGGAAAAGUAGUACAACUCGUGUAAAUGAAUUUUAGUCUUCAGUUAUUUUAUCACCAGUUUAUACUUUUUUUAUAUAGAGCUACAGGAAUGGAAUAAACACAUGAAACAUUAACAACCUUUAGAAUAAUAUUGUUUUGAUAAAGACAGAUGGGAUAAAAGUAGAUAUUUCCCAAGUACAUUUAAUUUUUUUUAGCAAAAUGGGUUAAUGUUGCAGCCAAUAAAUACAGGAAAUACUUGAUCUGUACAUAUCAUUUAGUGCUGAAUAAAGUACAUUUCUAAUUCCUCUG
This is a messenger RNA of Pomacea canaliculata, 2473 nucleotides long. RefSeq names its product 45 kDa calcium-binding protein-like. Lineage: Eukaryota; Metazoa; Mollusca; Gastropoda; Architaenioglossa; Ampullariidae. Gene Ontology annotation, molecular function: calcium ion binding. The coding region runs from base 374 to 1726 and encodes 450 amino acids. Gene Ontology annotation, biological process: calcium-ion regulated exocytosis. The transcript has 6 exons. The record is from RefSeq and is a predicted model, not a curated record. Gene Ontology annotation, cellular component: endoplasmic reticulum.